Didymosphaeria variabile is the source of this 1011-nucleotide messenger RNA. RefSeq lists its product as uncharacterized. The record is from RefSeq and is a predicted model, not a curated record. Lineage: Eukaryota; Fungi; Ascomycota; Dothideomycetes; Pleosporales; Didymosphaeriaceae. Gene Ontology annotation, cellular component: mitochondrion. Gene Ontology annotation, molecular function: NAD binding; 3-hydroxyisobutyrate dehydrogenase activity; NADP binding. Bases 1 to 1011 code for a protein of 336 amino acids. Gene Ontology annotation, biological process: L-valine catabolic process. The transcript is spliced from 3 exons.
AUGGCAGAAAAUUUUGCUUUCAUUGGUCUCGGAGCUAUGGGCUAUGCCAUGGCCUCCAACAUAAGAAAGAAGAUGGACUCAUCCGCAAUCUUCUACAUUAAUGACAUCAAUGCUUCUGCCUGCAAACGCUUCACCAACGAGUACAGCACAUAUGGGCGGAUAGAAACAGUAGCUACUGCACGCGAAGCAGCAGACAAUGCAAAAGUAGUCAUAUCGAUCGUGCCUGGCGCGAACGACGUGAAGAAAGUCUAUUUGGACGAGAAAGAUGGCGUAAUAGCUGCCAAGAAGGACGAGGAAAGAGUGUUGCUAGAGUGUAGCACGAUCGACGUAAAAAGCACCAGAGAAGUUGGCGAAAAGCUAAAAGCACAAGGCCUAGGGACAUAUGCGGACACACCAGUUUCUGGCGGCGUUCCAGCAGCAGAAAGAGGCGACCUCUCCAUGCUCAUUGGUCACCCCAAACCCUCCGAUUCCAACCCCACAUCUAAGCGCCUCUCAACCGCGCUCUCAAUGAUGGGCUCACCCGAGAAGUUCUUCUACCUCUCAUCCCUCGGUGCCGGCCUUACCGCAAAAAUCUCAAACAAUUACCUCUCUGGCACCAUCCUGCUCGCUACCGCAGAAGCCCUCGCGAUCGGUGUCGCCCAGGGCCUGGACCCGAAAGACCUCUAUUCGGUGAUCCGCGCUUCCACGGGCCAGUCCUGGAUGUGCGACCACGUCAUGCCAAUACCGAAUGUGACUGAUAUAUGGGUGCCGAGUAACAGCGGGUACAAGCCGGGCUUCAAGACGCAGAUGAUGCUUAAGGAUUUAGGGCUGGGAAUCGAGAGCGCGCAGCAGGUGGGCAUUAAUCCGGCGAUGGCGGAGGCAGCGUUGGAGGUCUGGGAGAGUGCGAGUAAGGACGCGAAGUGCUUUGACCGGGACGGAAGUAGUGUGUAUCUGCAUAUUGGAGGGAAAUUACCGCAAGGGUAUGAGGACAAAGGGAAGAAAGGGGAGGAUGGAUCGUGGGAGUUUACUUAA